AUGGCCAUCAGCGAGGAGCUGCGGAGCCGGCGGUUCUGGCGCUCCCUGCUGGCGGAGGCGGCUGGCACCCUGAUCUUCGUCUGGCUGGUGCUGGGGGCCUCGUGCCCCGGCGGGCCCGGGCGCGUCACAGCCCCACCCGCCCUGCAGCCGGCUCUGACAGCCGGGCUGGCGGCCGUGGGGCUGGCUCACUGCUUCGGCGAGGUCAGUGGGGCCCAGGCCAACCCGGCGCUCACCCUGGCCUUCCUCUGCACCCGCAAGCUGGACGCCCUGCGCGGAGCUGCCUACGUCCUGGCCCAGUGCCUGGGCGCCGUCCUGGCCUCGGCCGCCGUCUACCUGGCGCUGCCCGCGGCAGCCGCCAGCCACCUCGUCACCAGGGUGAGCAGCGAGGGCAACGCUGGGCAGGCGCUCGCCAUGGAGACCUUCUCCACCUUCCAGCUGGUCUUCACCAUCUUCGCCGUGGAGGACCAGCGGCGCCGGGGGGCGGGCGAGCCGGGCGGCCUGGCCAUCGGCUUCUCUGUGACGGCCGGAGCGCUGGCCGCGGGGACGUUCUCCGGGGGCAGCAUGAACCCAGCCAGAUCGCUGGGCCCGGCCGUCCUGACGGGCAUCUGGGACCACCACUGGGUGUACUGGAUCGGCCCCUCGCUGGGCGCGGUGCUGGCCGGCCUCUCCUACGAGUUCCUCUUCGCCUCCAGCGCCUCGCGGGAGAAGCUGGUUGCCUGCCUGACCUGCCGGGACAUCGACAUUGUGGAGACGGCCAGCGUGUCCCGCUCCUCCCUCUCCACCGCCCCCCAGGACGCCGCCCGGGCCAAGCCGGCCCCCAAGGGGGAGCAGCGCUGA
Emys orbicularis (European pond turtle) is the source of this 837-nucleotide messenger RNA. RefSeq names its product aquaporin-4-like. Gene Ontology annotation, molecular function: water channel activity. The record is from RefSeq and is a predicted model, not a curated record. The transcript has 5 exons. NCBI's taxonomy places the organism in Eukaryota, Metazoa, Chordata, Testudines, Emydidae. Gene Ontology annotation, biological process: transmembrane transport; water transport. Gene Ontology annotation, cellular component: plasma membrane. The coding region runs from base 1 to 837 and encodes 278 amino acids.